This is a messenger RNA of Naegleria lovaniensis, 1098 nucleotides long. RefSeq lists its product as uncharacterized. The transcript has a single exon. The record is from RefSeq and is a predicted model, not a curated record. Bases 1 to 1098 code for a protein of 365 amino acids. NCBI's taxonomy places the organism in Eukaryota, Heterolobosea, Eutetramitea, Acrasida, Naegleriidae.
AUGUUUGUACAGCGGCCUCGAAACACUGCCGCCAACAAUAGCGACCACAAACAAGAGGAGCAUCCUUCCUCCAAUGUUGAACAAGCCACAAUAACGCUCAGAGAAUUAUCAAAAAUUGAAAAAACUCUCGCCCUGCAUAACGAUGAAGCCAUUGUUAUGCAAUUUGCGAUUUACUCGGACGGAGAGAAGUUUCAACAACGAUUUCUUUCCGUUCGGGAACGAUUAAAUCUGUUUUAUUCGGAUCUCGAUGAUGAUAAAUCCAAUCAAUCCUUGCAUGAUGUUUUUACCAAAUACAAAUCCAGUUAUUCGUUUUAUGAAUAUGAAGGAGAAAUUAUUGAUUUAUUGAAAAAGAGAUUUGGAAUUUCCUAUCGUAAUGAAAAUCAUACACAGAAAAUAAUCAAAUUGAACAAAUUUAUUAAAAAACACAUGACAAGAUUAUCUGGAAAGGAAUUGAGAAAAUCACUGGCGAGAAUUGAUGAACAUAUGGUCAUUGAAAAGGAUGAUUCAAAAAAUCAGAAACGGUUGGAAGUUACCUUUUCGAAUUGCAAAAUCAUUUUGGAUGCUGUCGAUGAAUGUCUCUUUAAUAUCUUACAAUUAAGCCAAACUUUGAAAUAUAUUCAAUGUGUGCUGUUGGAAAUUGCACAGGAAAUUUAUCAAAAAUUGAAUAUUGCGUAUAGAACCAAUGUCAUGCCAUGGAUGAUUUUCCAGGCAAUCAUUGCCAGGUUGUAUUGCCUUACCAUGGAAAAUAUGAACUUGAUCAAUUAUGUGUACAAUGAGAUGAGCGCUUGGAGUGAAUGUCUUCCAACCAGAGAGCAAAUUGCAACCUAUCUCAUGAAAGAAGUGAGCAUUAUAUUUGUCAGUGCCAACAAUCGAACGCACGAUUUUGCAUCGCCGUUUCCAAAGAGUAUUGAAGAUUAUUCCACCAUGAACGAAAAUAGGUUCACUGAUUUGAAACAAUACUUGCUUGGAGAAUACAUGUCACAAGAAAAUCAACAACUCAUGUUCACCAUGCUGGCUGAAGAGAAGAUUAAGGAAAAGUUAGAUUCAGUCUCGCAAAAAACAUCAGCCCCAAACGCCAAGCCAAAGAAGAGAAAGUGA